Molecule: messenger RNA, 696 nt
Organism: Penicillium diatomitis
Lineage: Eukaryota; Fungi; Ascomycota; Eurotiomycetes; Eurotiales; Aspergillaceae
Product: GRAM domain-containing protein
Exons: 3
Coding region: 1-696 (231 amino acids)
Biological process (GO): positive regulation of DNA-templated transcription
Cellular component (GO): nucleus
Molecular function (GO): transcription coactivator activity; chromatin DNA binding
Source: RefSeq, a predicted model, not a curated record
AUGUCUAUCAACUGGGUCAUGCUUCACGAGCAAGACGGCUUCGUCCGUCUUCCCAACGAACGCAUGGUCUACUCGUCACCUCCCCGCGCUCGCCUUGCUCUGACUCCGCCACCAGGCUACACGGGCAGGGACGAUUUCUCGCACUCGAUUCCUGCUGGCAAUAUCUACCUGACUAAUCAGCGAGUCGUUUACCUUCCCGAGUCAAACACCGCGACCUUCCAGUCUUUCUCCGCGCCCUUACUGAACGUUCGGGACUCGCACGUGUCCGCGCCCUUCUUCGGCCCAAAUGUCUGGACAGCCCUCGUUCAGCCUGUUGCAGGUGGUGGCUUUCCUCCUUCUCUCCCCGCCAUCCAAGUCAAGGUGACCUUCAAAGAAGGCGGUGCCUUUGACUUCCACACAAACUUUGAGCGCAUCCGUGAGCGCUUAGAACAGGCGGUGGAAAAUAUCGGAGAUGCAGGCAGAGGGAUGCAGGGCGUCGAUCUUUCUGCGGUGCACCUGGACGAGUUGCCGGCCUACGAUGGCCCGCAGGCGUCGGCGCCCCCUCUGGUUGACGAUGCACUCUCCGCGCGUCCACAGCACACCCGUCAGCCCUCUACAAGUGGAGCUGAACCAGCGGAGCCACCACCCUGCUAUGAGGAGGUGCAGUCUCAGAGUGUGGCUCAAGAGCUGGAGGAGAGACUUCGACGUGCAGGUUAA